Molecule: messenger RNA, 1989 nt
Organism: Daphnia carinata
Lineage: Eukaryota; Metazoa; Arthropoda; Branchiopoda; Diplostraca; Daphniidae
Product: neuronal acetylcholine receptor subunit alpha-10-like
Exons: 17
Coding region: 235-1797 (520 amino acids)
Biological process (GO): signal transduction; monoatomic ion transmembrane transport; chemical synaptic transmission
Cellular component (GO): postsynaptic membrane; synapse; neuron projection
Molecular function (GO): transmembrane signaling receptor activity; acetylcholine-gated monoatomic cation-selective channel activity
Source: RefSeq, a predicted model, not a curated record
CCGGACGCAGUUUUGUGGUUCAGUCCAAGCACAUGCAACACGGUUUAAACGCUGCCUUUUGCCAACUCCUAAUCAAUUGUUAACUUUGGUGCUAGGCUGCACGUAUUCAACUUUUAUUGCAACCAUACUAACUGAAAGUAAACUGUUUGUUUACCAUAGAGAUGACGUGAAAAGAGACGAGCGGCGACCCAAAGAAGAGGAUUUAGUCGAGCACUGCCCGAUGGAGACAGACUAAUGCUAGGAUCCCGCAAAAUGGCGCAUAGGAUUUGGAUAGCUUUUGUGACUGUCCUCGCUAUUCCAGGUAACCGUGGCGAUGAUGGCGAAUACACUCGACCUAUCGUGUCUCACGAAUAUCGUUUGCUCCAGCAUUUGAUGGCGAAUUACGACCGUUCGGUGCGUCCUUCACGAAACGCCGUCGAACCAUUAAACAUAACAUUUGGAUUGGCUCUGACUCAAAUCAUCGACGUGGACGAGCGGAAUCAAAUUCUGACGACGAAUUGCUGGAUGAACCAGAUGUGGACCGAUUACAGCCUCGUUUGGAACGUCUCCGAUUUCGGCGGUAUACGAGUCGUCCGUAUUCCGGCGGACAAAGUGUGGAAGUCGGAUAUCAUCCUGUAUAACAACGCCGACUCCGAAUACAACUCGGCUUUAUUGUCAACAAACGUAAUCGUUACCCACGAUGGUAAUCUCACGUGGCUCUCUUCUGCCAUUUUUAAAUCGUCUUGCGGUAUCAAUGUUGAAUACUUCCCAUUCGACGAGCAAAAAUGUUCCAUGAAGUUCUCUAGCUGGACAUAUGAUGGCUUGCAGGUGAAUCUAUUGAACCAAGCUGAAGAAGGCGAUCUGUCCAACUACGUACCUAAUGGUGAAUGGGAUCUCAUUGAUUUAGUGGUGGAGAGAAACGUGGUCUUCUAUUCCUGUUGCGAGGAACCCUAUCCGGAUAUCACGUUUCACAUUGUUCUACGGCGUAGGCCCCUCUUUUACGUAUUCAAUUUGAUCCUGCCGUGCGUGUUGAUAACGGGCAUCGCUCUAAUGUCGUUCUAUAUGCCCUCCGAUUCUGGCGAGAAGGUGACGCUCGGCAUCACAACACUUCUCUCCAUGACAGUCUUUCUUAUGGUUAUCGGUGAGAGUAUGCCACCGACGUCGGAAAAGCUUCCUCUUAUAGGGUUAUAUUACGGUGUGACCAUCAGCCUCGUCUCGUUCGCCACCGGCUUGUCUGUAGUGACGCUCAACAUUCACCACAGAGGGAUGCGUGGUAGGGGAGUGCCUCCAAUGGUGAAAAAAAUCGUUUUCGGUGUUUUGGCUAAAUUGCUCUUCAUUCAGCUAGACAUCGCAGAAGGAUGCUCGUGUAGCACCAAAGCCAAGGAAUUCCAGCAAAACAAUCAGUUCGAAAUGAACGAACGAUUCAAUGUUGAUGUCGGUGACAGCUUGAAGAACGAAAGCAACGGUAGUUUGCCACACCGACUGGUUGUUGUUUUUGUUGCUGCUGCUUGUUUGCAUUUCCGGGGAUCAAGCUUUGGCGCCAACUCCGGUUUGAUAAACAGUGCAACAUCCAACAUUGGGCCAACCGACAGUUUCGAGAGACAAUUCUUGCGAGUGCUCAACAAAGUGUACCAACACAUCGAACGCAGUGAGGCUAGAUUGGCUGACCAAGAUCGUAAGGAUGUCAUUAAGCUUGAGUGGCAGCAAGUAGCCCUAGUCAUUGAUAGAUUCCUGCUUUGGAUAUUCAUAAUUGCGACGGUGGCGGCUACGUUUGGCAUUCUCUACAUGUCGCCUCACUCGAGACUCUUUAGUAUGUAAUUAAUGACCAGAGUAAUUGCAACACGAUGACGUAUAGUUAAAAAUAAAAAAGUACAGAGUACGCAGACGUAACGAGUCGAAAUAACGUAAUAAAUGGAUUUAUUUCUGUUUAUAUUCAUCUAAUCAAACUUUUAGUGGAAUUGUACAGCUUAUAUAUUGACCAGUAAUUAUCGUUUAUCAGCAACACUAGCU